CCUUGUGUAUAUAUAGACAUGUACUCCCACAUAUUCAAUCAAGGAAAAUAAUCUUUCUACAUGGUAUCAGAGCCUUAAAACACAAAACCCUAAUCCCCCUCUCCUCCUCCUCUCCCUCUCGGCCUAGUCACGCCGCUGCCCUCCUCCUUGCGCCGUCUUUUCCUGCGGCUGCCAAACCAGCGGCGACGCCGGCCUACCUCCCAACCGGCAUCCUCCUCUUUCUCUUUCCCUUACCAUGGCCGAAGUUAGCGAGGUCACCUCUCAAAAUCUCUCCUCCAAACCCCCACAUCUUGCUUUCACAACUGUCUCCAACGUGAAACUUCACGUUCCUGUUCAACUCAGUCUCUCUCAACCUAAUUACAAGAAGUGGAGUCGUUUGUUCCUCCUCUUAGUCAGGCGAUUCAAUCUUCAGGGCUACAUCGACGGUUUCGUCGUCCCCCUCUCUGACGACGACGACGAAUGGUUCCAACUCGACGCUCUUCUCCAGGGUUGGAUCCUCUCCACCAUCACCGAUGAAGUCUCAGAUCUGGUCAUCUCUUCUGUUUCCACCGCCUCUGCCCUCUGGAAGGUCAUCCACAACUUGUUCCAUGACAACAAACAUGCUCGUGCCAUGCAACUAGAGCAUGAAUUCCGUACUACCAUCAAGGGAAACUCUACCAUGGCAGCAUAUUGCCAACAGCUUCAGAAUCUCGCGGAUUGGCUCGAUGAUGUUGAUGCUCCUGUCUCUCAACACCAGCUUGUUCUCCAAAUGCUUCGGGGGCUUCCUGCGGACCUUCAGUCCCAAACGUCCUUCAUGCAAUUUCAAGAUCCCAUGCCGACGUUCCUGCAAGUCCGCUCAGCUCUCAUGCUCCUGGAUCAGCAACGGACCACCUUGGCCGACUCGGGCUCCACGGCCCUACUCACCAACCGCACCGGCGGCACUCACGGCGGUACUCCCGGCAGCUAUGGCGGACAGCAUGGCGGCUCCAUCUACGGUGAAGGCAACCCCGGACAGCGUGGAGGCUACGGACAAGACAAGGACGUGGCGGCGGAAAUCGGGGUCGAGGUCGCGAACGUCAAAACGGCUCAAGGCAACGACAACCUCACGAUGCCAACAAUACCUGGAACUCACCCUACCCCAACCCUAACCCGGGUCUCCUAGGCCCACGCCCCACACCCCCUCCCUACCCCGCCCACGCCCACUACA
Messenger RNA from Cuscuta campestris, 1186 nucleotides. The record is from the annotation of a GenBank genome assembly. NCBI's taxonomy places the organism in Eukaryota, Viridiplantae, Streptophyta, Magnoliopsida, Solanales, Convolvulaceae.